Molecule: messenger RNA, 1455 nt
Organism: Penicillium daleae
Lineage: Eukaryota; Fungi; Ascomycota; Eurotiomycetes; Eurotiales; Aspergillaceae
Exons: 2
Coding region: 1-1455 (484 amino acids)
Source: RefSeq, a predicted model, not a curated record
AUGGCUAUUGAAAACGAUGCAGCAGCCGCUCAGGCCGGCGCCAACGAAAAGGCCCUCGAACCCGCCGAGGAAUUCAUCUCCCUUGGCGAUGCGGAUGGUUUCACUCUCGAUGCCGCCUCAGAUGUCUCCUCAAGCGACUCCGCAUCAGAAUCAGACUCCGAUUCAGACUCAGACGACGAAGAAAUCACCCCCGAUGAAGAUACUUUCCACCCGCACCGCAUAACACUUUCCACAUUCCGCCGCCUUCUCUCCUGUUAUCCGACAACAGUCGAGCAAGUGCACCGACGCAAAGCCAUGCUAAAGCUGCAACCCAAGCCGGAGAAGGGCUCGAAGAGACGAGUCGAGAAAAGAGCUGGCUCGGCAUCGGCGAGUCUGCGCGGUGCGAUGCUACUCCAGAGGACGGAUUUCAAUACCUCGGAGGAGAAGUAUAUCAAGGAGGAGACGGCGAAGUUUUUGGUGCUGGAUAAGUGGCGGUAUGAGGAGAUGCCUACUGUUAUGGGUGAGCGGCGGGAAAAAGAGGGCGGGGAGGUGCUGAAUAAGAAUGAUUUGAUUACUGUUAUGGAUUGGAAGACGAAACAUGGUAUCCCCCGUCCAACUCUCAUGGGCAUGGUCAAGUCCAACCAGAACAAGAACGUGCUAAAGUGUUCUUCCACCGCUAUCGCUGCUCUUUCUACCGAAGACCCCAUGCUUGCGCCAAACGAGGCUUUCCCCAAGCCCAGCAUCGACGCCUUUGGCCCCCUCCGCGGCGUGGGUGUGGCCACUGCCUCGCUGAUUCUUUCCAUUGCCACCGCUACCGGCAACUCCAAGCAGCAGGUUCCAUUCUACAGCGACGAUGUUUACCUCUGGCUAUGUCUGAAGGAGUUCCCCGAGCUAGAGGACGAUGAGGAAGAGGAGGAAGCCGCCGAUGAAGAGCACAACCCAGACGCUAUCGCCGAGGACGGCAAAAGUCCUCCCCGCCCACCAAAAUUCAAACUGAAGCGCAAAAUCUCCAAAUUCAAGCGUCCCAACGGCGAACUAAACGUCAAGUACAACAUCGCCGAGUACCGCAAACUCUGGGACGCAUGCUGGGAGCUCCGCGAGCGUCUGAACCGUGCCGUCGAAGCCGAAGCCGAAACCGAUUCCGAUUCAAAUGCCAUCACCAUCUCGCACAACGACAUCGAAAAGACAGCCUACGUGCUACGCAACAUCGCCGUAUCAGGCUACCUCGAGAACCAAGAUCCGGAGGAUGUCCUGCGGAUGGCGGCACGACAGAAGGCACGCGUGGAGGCUGCGGAGAAGGCGCGGGCUGAUGCAUCGGGCGAGACGGCGGCGAGGGAGAAGAAGCUUGCUAUGAAGAAGCAGAAGAAGAAGGAUAAGGAGGAGAUGAGGGCUAAGCAGAAGGAGCAGAAGGCUUUACAGAAGAAGAGGAAGAUUGCUAAUGGGGGCAGGACUGUUAAGAGGAGGAAGGUUGAGUAG